CAAACUAAUCACUGACUUUUAGUUUCGUGUCAAAAAAAUUCAGCGCAAGGCUGAAUUUACAUUUUUUCAAAAUUUUUGCAAGUGUUAUUCGCGUGGUAAAUUACGUAGACUUCGGUGAAUUUUCGGUGUAGCCAUGAGUUUCAAGCGUGCUUUUUCCACCCUCAAAAACAUGCCCAUCAAGAGUAUCUUGGCCCGUCAAAUUUUCGAUUCUCGAGGAUUUCCAACCGUAGAAGUGGACUUGGUUACAGAUUUAGGUCUUUUUCGAGCAGCGGUGCCUUCGGGAGCUAGUACAGGAGUCCACGAGGCUCUCGAACUGAGGGAUCAGGACGCCGCUAACUACAAUGGCAAGUCUGUCUUUACGGCAGUUUGCAACGUCAACCAAGUCAUCGCCCCAGAACUCAUCAAAUCAAAUCUGGAAGUAACCCAUCAGAUGGAAAUCGACGAUCUAAUGAUCAAAUUAGACGGUACUGAAAAUAAGUCAAAGUUGGGUGCUAACGCUAUCUUGGGGGUAUCUCUGGCGGUAGCCAAAGCUGGAGCUGCUAAAAGAGGCAUCCCUCUGUAUAAACACAUAGCGGACCUGUCCGGAGUCGAACAUUUCAUUCUUCCAGUUCCCUCUUUUAACGUAAUCAAUGGAGGGGUACAUGCAGGCAAUCAGUUGGCUAUGCAGGAGUUCAUGAUCAUGCCCACCGGGGCUCACAGUUUUGCUGAAGCGAUGAAGAUGGGGUCUGAAGUUUACCAUUACUUGAAGGAUGUUAUUAAAGAUAAAUUUGGGUUGGAAGCAACUGCUGUGGGAGACGAAGGAGGAUUUGCUCCUAACAUUACCAAAGCAGAAGAAGCUUUGGAUUUGAUUACCACAGCUAUCCAAAAGGGUGGCUAUCAAGGGCGAAUCGACAUCGCCAUGGAUCCCGCUUCCUCUGAAUUCUACAAAGAGGGAAAUUACAACUUGAAUUUUAAAGCAGGAAUGAUAAAAGCGAAAGGUGAUGAUGAAGGACAGAAAGACAAAAAGGGGAAAAAAGGCAAGAAAGAUAAAAAAGAGAAGAAAAAGAAGGAAAAGAAAGAAACGAAGGCCAAAGGUAAGAAGGGCAAAAAAGGUGGUAAGGAAGACAAGAAAGGUGAUGCGAAGGAUAAGAAGGGACCUGGAAGCAUACUGACUGGACCUGAAUUAAUGGACCUGUAUAAGAGCUACUUCAAAAAAUACCCUAUUGUUUCGUUAGAAGAUCCGUUCGAACAGGACGAUUGGGAAAAUUGGUCUGCAAUGACUACAUCGACAGAUGUGCAGAUUGUAGCUGACGAUUUAACAGUGACGAAUAUGAAACGUAUAGAAACCGCUGUGGAACGAAAAGCCGCUAACUGUUUGCUCCUGAAAGUCAACCAAGUGGGAUCGAUCACUGAGGCAAUACAGGCUCAUUGUAAGGCGAGAGAAAAUGGUUGGGGUACCAUGGUAUCACACAGAUCUGGCGAAACUGAAGACACCUUCAUUGCUGACUUGGUCGUGGGGCUGUCGACGGGACAAAUCAAAACGGGAGCACCGUGCAGGUCAGAGAGGACGGCCAAGUACAAUCAGAUUUUAAGAAUUGAGGAAGAAUUAGGGAACGAUGGAAGAUAUGCCGGGCAUUCAUUCCGAAAACCACUGUGAACAUAUUAUCCGUACAAAAUACAGCAACCUUCUCCAGUUUUGUAACAUAUAAAAUGUAAAAAGUAAAAAAAGCAACGAUAAUUUGAAAAAAUAA
This is a messenger RNA of Zophobas morio, 1730 nucleotides long. Its product is annotated as gamma-enolase-like. The record is from RefSeq and is a predicted model, not a curated record. Gene Ontology annotation, biological process: glycolytic process. Gene Ontology annotation, cellular component: phosphopyruvate hydratase complex. Bases 134 to 1636 code for a protein of 500 amino acids. Gene Ontology annotation, molecular function: magnesium ion binding; phosphopyruvate hydratase activity. NCBI's taxonomy places the organism in Eukaryota, Metazoa, Arthropoda, Insecta, Coleoptera, Tenebrionidae. The transcript has 4 exons.